This is a messenger RNA of Microtus ochrogaster (prairie vole), 343 nucleotides long. The record is from RefSeq and is a predicted model, not a curated record. NCBI's taxonomy places the organism in Eukaryota, Metazoa, Chordata, Mammalia, Rodentia, Cricetidae.
AUGGGGUCCUCUCAGCUUGUCCGUGCCCCUCGGCCUCGGGGCAUGAGUUCUCCAUACCGAAGGCCAGGUAUGGGUGGGUCCAGGCGCAAGUGUUCCAGGAUGUUCAAGUAUAGCCGCAGAACAUACCGGCAGAAACCCCGAGGCCCAGCUACCACCAAUCUUGCCACUAUGCCCACAAACAUCAAUGACACCACCAGUGUGUGGAUCCUCUCACCUCAAGUACUCAGACACCUCUGUCAACCUGGGGGCUUUCUGAUCCUCUAGAAAUGCCCAGAAGCUUGGCUUGCACUGGACCUGCUCUUCCAGAGGGCUGUUGGUGGUAAACAGCAAAUACAAUCAUUCU